Molecule: messenger RNA, 855 nt
Organism: Suricata suricatta (meerkat)
Lineage: Eukaryota; Metazoa; Chordata; Mammalia; Carnivora; Herpestidae
Gene: SNRPC
Product: small nuclear ribonucleoprotein polypeptide C
Exons: 7
Coding region: 270-677 (135 amino acids)
Biological process (GO): spliceosomal snRNP assembly; mRNA splicing, via spliceosome; mRNA 5'-splice site recognition
Cellular component (GO): nucleus; U1 snRNP
Molecular function (GO): zinc ion binding; pre-mRNA 5'-splice site binding
Source: RefSeq, a predicted model, not a curated record
GGGGCCCGAAUCUGGGGGUGUUCACGGUUACGGUCGCUACUGUGGCCUAGGCGGGGAGUGCAGAGCGGGUUCUAGCUCUUGAAGUUUCCCGGGAAGCGAGAGCGUGUGGGGAACGGAGCCCGGGAGUUCUGGAAACUGCCGUCUCUCGAUGUGGGUUUUAUUGUGACUACUGCGACACAUACCUCACCCAUGACUCUCCAUCUGUGAGAAAGACGCAUUGCAGUGGUAGGAAACACAAAGAGAAUGUGAAAGACUACUAUCAGAAAUGGAUGGAAGAGCAAGCCCAGAGCCUGAUCGACAAAACAACUGCUGCAUUUCAGCAAGGAAAGAUUCCUCCUACUCCAUUCUCUGCUCCUCCUCCUGCAGGGGCCAUGAUUCCACCUCCCCCUAGUCUCCGAUAUGGUAUUCAUGACAUCGCAAGCGGGUCUGAGACAAUUCACUGGAAAGCGGGUCCUCCUCGCCCCGGUAUGAUGCCAGCACCCCACAUGGGGGGCCCUCCCAUGAUGCCAAUGAUGGGCCCUCCUCCUCCUGGGAUGAUGCCAGUGGGACCUGCUCCUGGAAUGAGGCCGCCUAUGGGAGGCCACAUGCCAAUGAUGCCUGGGCCCCCGAUGAUGAGACCUCCCGCCCGUCCCAUGAUGGUGCCCACUCGGCCGGGAAUGACACGGCCAGACAGAUAAGGAGAGACGGGAGCCUCUUUAUACCCACUUUAUAUUACUUGUUCUGCUUCACCAGGAGAUCAUGGUGCUGUGACACUGGGUGUUUUCUAACAGCAUGACAAGGAAGACUGGCUCCCCCUUCCUAUCAAACAGAAUAGUUUUUGCAAGGGAGUAGUGGGACAAACAAAAAAAAGAGAGA